This is a messenger RNA of Hippoglossus stenolepis (Pacific halibut), 4513 nucleotides long. It is a transcript of the gene kbtbd3, whose product is annotated as kelch repeat and BTB (POZ) domain containing 3. The record is from RefSeq and is a predicted model, not a curated record. The coding region runs from base 1224 to 3104 and encodes 626 amino acids. Lineage: Eukaryota; Metazoa; Chordata; Actinopteri; Pleuronectiformes; Pleuronectidae. Gene Ontology annotation, molecular function: protein binding. The transcript is spliced from 10 exons.
AGUGAAGGAAUGAAUUGUCUUAGUUUCUGUUUACAGUCAUAUUGUAGGAGUUUCUCUCAUGCACUUAAUAAUUAUAAUUUGACUCUGAAUGCUUUAUUAGAGCUAUAGAUACUACUUCUACUACAACUACUACUAAUACUACUACUAAUAAAAGAGGGUAAUUCUAAUGAGUGAAGAUACAGCCUUAUUUUUUGCUUACAAUGAUAUUGAAGGGGUUCCUCUAAUGCACUCAUAAUGAAGGGUCAAUGUAAAUUUGAGUAGACUAUGGGUCAUCAAGUUUUUAGAUAUGUGUCUGUUUGCAUUUUAUCCAAGAAUAAUUAUUUUUUUUGCUCUGAUAUAAUCUUUAUGUGUAUAUGAAAUCUAUCAGUAUGUGUCUGCAUGCAUAUUGAUACUACAAGAGGUAACCCUCACUGUGGUUGUUUUGGUGCAUGUCAACAAAGGCCUGCUGUUAUGUAUCCUUUGGAUUCAACAUUUCCAGGCAGGAAAAGUGGUGGCGGUGACACGGUACUGCAGUAGCUGGAGGUUCGCGUUCACUGAUUUAGAUUCAGUGGUUUUCUUUUCAUGGCCUCAUGCAUAACAACCACAUUUUAUUUUUCCUUACAGCAGGGCAUCGCCAUCGAGUGGUGAGGAAGUGACUUACACCACAUUUUCAAUUAAGUAGCAAGUGCUUUGUCAUCAUUGGUGCAUUAAGAGCAUAAAUAAAUGACAACAAAACUCUCCCAAUCUGCAGAGCACAUGCAAACAUAAAACUAUGGAUUUACCAGCAGUUGACUAUUUUUACUAAUUUGAGCAUGUAUUCACUAACAUCUUGCAACUGAAAACAGCCAUUUAUAAUAGUUAUAUACAGUUAAAUAUGACAUAUUAUAUAGAUAUGACAUGAGAACUACAGAAUCCACAAGACACGAAUGGGGCAACCUCUUGCCGAGUUUUUAAACCGACCAAUGAGAGAGAGAACUACAUCUCCCAGCCACCAUUGCGCCCACUUGUACCGCAAACAAAGAGCUGCAUACCCGCAUGCGUCUCUAGCAGGUUUAGAAACGAGAUACAUAUCGAAUCAAUAUCAUCAAAACAACGCCAUUUUAGAAAGGAUGAUGUUAAUGAGGAGUGUGAAAACUAAAAUCUGUCCAGAUCCUCGCGUGACUUCAGGCUUCCGGAAGUGUGAAUGACCUGAGUAAGAGAGGAAGAGAGAGAGCUGUCCGAGGUGCUGACACCAAUUUGGGAAGAUGGAUGAAAAUCAAGAGUCAUCCUCCUGUUUUGCCAACGCCCAGGACUCCAGCAGCAGCCCGACCAACAGUGUAUCUGGCAUAGCUCCACAAUGCAACGGGGCCCCGGAGCACCGGACCCUGCUGCGGGCGUCUGAGUCCCACGGACUGCAGCUGCUGGGUGUGCUCAGAUCGUUGAGGGAGCGAGGCCUCCUGUUAGACUUCACCAUUAAGGUCCAGGAACGCAGUUUCCCCUGCCAUCGUUGUGUACUCGCAGCUUGCAGUGAUUUCUUCAGGGCUAUGUUCGAGGUUGACAUGCGAGAGCGUGAUGAUGGUUCGGUGACUCUGGGUAACCAGUGUCCAGUGGCGGUGGAUUCUUUUUUGGACUUUGCGUACUCUGGAGAGGUGCUAAUCACUUACAGCAACGUAGACAUGCUGUUCCAGCUCGCCUCCUUUCUACAGGUUUCAGUCCUGUCCAGAGCAUGCAGCGACUUCCUGAUAGGAACCAUGGAUCUUUGUAGCUGCCUGUCCCUCUUGUCCCUUGCUGAGGCCUACGGCUCCACCUCCCUCCUCAAAAGUGCCAAAGAGUUUGUGGUUCAAAACUUCUAUGACCUUUCAAAAACCCAGGACUUCCUGGAUAUGCAGGUGAAUGUGCUGGAGGCAUGCCUGAGGUCAGACGCUUUAAACAUUCCCAGUGAGGAGGCAGUGGUGACGUCACUUCUCAGAUGGGUGCGGUGCAAUCUCCCAGGGCGACAGAAGCUGUUACCAGGAUUGUUUUCUCUAACCAGACUGCACCAUGUACCUGCACCUGCACUUAAGACUCUGCGUGAUUCAGACACUCUGCUGUGUGAUGACGAGUCCUGUCUCGCCCUGCUGUCAGGGGCCCAGAGCAGACAGACCCAGUACGACGGCCUGCUCACUGAUGCCAGGCCGGCCACCAUGCAGAGCUACAUCUACAUCCACAAGACGGAGGAGAAUGGAGAAAUCCGUCACACCUUCUGCUACUGUCUGGAAACAGACCAGUGGAAAGAGUUGGAGGGGACAACCACGUUCCCAGACCCACCGGGAUCAUACUUGACCAGCUAUGCCGAGAAGAUGUUUGUCACAGGUGGUUGUCGUGGAAACUGUUGCCGUGCAAUCCGUCUUCACGUGGCAGAACCCUUCCACGAUGCCACUGAUGAGGUUUGGUGCUUCAAUCCUGUGACUCUCACGUGCUCGCCCGCACCGGCCAUGCUAAAGCCCCGCACCAUGCACACGGCUGUGACCUGCCUGGACAGAGUGUACGUCAUCGGGGGGCGUUCCAAGGGAUCCAGAGGCGGGGCUCCCAGUUUGCUGGAGGUGGAAUAUUACAACCCUCUGUCGCAGACGUGGUGCUCAGUCAGCCCGCUGCCCACUGCCAUCUUCUACCCUGAAGCCAGUGCUUGUGGCAACAUCAUCUAUACUCUUGGAUCAGAGGUGGAAAUCACAGGCUCAUUUAAUCCCUCGUUGGACUGUUUUUACAGCUAUGACGCCCAGCAGGACCAGUGGAGCCGCCUGGUGGCAGAGUUUGGCCUGUUCUUCCAUGCCACACUGGUCAAGGCAGUGUCAAUUGAUAACACACUGCACCUAUGUGACCUCUCCACUUAUAAGGUGUACAGUUUUUGUCCAGAGACGAACGUGUGGAAGGGUGAAGGGUCAUUCGAGUGCGCUGGGUUCAAUGCAGGAGCUGUGGGAAUGAGAGACAGAAUCUACAUCCUGGGUGGAGAUUACUCUCCUGACGAGAUCACAGAUGAAGUUCAGGUGUUCUACAGUGGGAGGAGUCAAUGGGAGGAAGUGGCGCCCAUGCCCAGAGCGCUCACGGAGUUUCACUGCCAAAUCAUCAGCUUCAACAGAUACAGAGACCCGUGGGGUGACACGGCAUGAUGCGAUCAGACACUCACACACACGCACCAGACUAGAGAGUGGGACCUACAUGUGUGUUAUGUAAAAAUCUACCCAUGAUGUGUCUCCCUUGCCUUCAAACCCGUAUGCAUGAUGGACAUCAAACACCUGGAGAGAGAAUCACCAUCAGCAUUGCCAGAUGCACAAAUAUUUUUAUUAUUCUUCAUUUGGAUGAUAACUUCACCCUUUGUACGAUCAAUAAUACCAAAUAUCCCAUAAUGUACGAACUUUCAUCAUUUAGUGACACUAUUUUCACAUUUUCCCUCUGUCAACGCUGAUGAUCAUCCAGAGUUUAUCUUCGACUAACACCACAGCUCCUCUCAGAGAUCAUCGUAACAUGCGAGCACCGGGGCCAAAUGUUUUAUUUAUUUAUCUAUUGAUUUAUUUAUUGAAGCUUUAAUCCCUAAAAUUGUACAUGUGAAGCACCAGCUGUCAUAAGCUCUUUGUCGUGUCAAUCUAAAUACGGUUCCUCCCAUGGAGGAACCCUAUUGAGCAGAGGACUAUUUUAGAAAUCCUAUUUUAGUACCUGGAUAAUUUUUCUUUGUCUGAUUAAUAUUUUUCAAAUGGAGAAUCUACUCAAAGAACACACACACACACACACACACACACACACACACACACACACACAGUAUCAGUACAUGUAUAAGCUCUCUUAUAGACAGAAUAUAGAAAAGAAGAGUUUUAUUAUUUAACGCUUUUCAGGAUCAAUUUCCAAAGAUUUCUGCCUCCUUGACUUUUCUCAAAUAUGGUGAUACAUUUUUUUGUUCUGGCAACAGGACACCAAAUAUCUUAUUUGUCUCAAGGUCCUCGAUAGGCACUUUGCCAUGAAAGAAAUACAAAUGAAAUGUACACAUAGUGGACAACUUUUAAUUCCUUUCAACUAAAUAAGCUUUAUUUGAUAGUAAAGAUUUAAAAAGACACAUUAUUCUGUAAUAUUUUCCGAGGGUGGCGCUAUGUGAGGGGUUUUCUUUUAUUAUGUUUUUAUCUCUUAAUUCUUGCUGAUAGAGAGCUAUUCAUGUACAAUAACACAACUUACAAUACUGUGUUAAUUUUCUGGGUGGAUUUUCACUUUCAGACUGUCAUGUUUCCACGCAUAUGCCCUGUUUCUCCUCUCGUGAUAUACAGCUUAUCACAAGUCUACAUGUGACCAGUAGAUGCAUCACCUGCUCUUCUUCUUCAGCAAAUGCCUGUUUGAUCCAAAUGUUCUGCUUUAUCUGCACUUAUAACACUCUGUAACUUCAAACAAUACAACAACUAAUAUGUUUCAGGAAACGCAAAGGAAAAACAUGGGCUUCACAUUGGAAAACAUGAAAGUUUAUGUUGGGAAAUAGAAAGAAAUAAUCCAACAACUGAAAGACUGCUUUAUGGCAAGAAAUAAAACCUAAACAUGA